This is a messenger RNA of Coccinella septempunctata (seven-spotted ladybird), 3146 nucleotides long. Its product is annotated as synaptonemal complex protein 1-like. The record is from RefSeq and is a predicted model, not a curated record. The transcript has 9 exons. Bases 258 to 3101 code for a protein of 947 amino acids. Lineage: Eukaryota; Metazoa; Arthropoda; Insecta; Coleoptera; Coccinellidae. Gene Ontology annotation, cellular component: centrosome; centriole. Gene Ontology annotation, biological process: centriole replication; mitotic cytokinetic process; regulation of cilium assembly.
AACAAAUAGGGUUGUCAACCUCUUCUGUUGUCAACAUAAAUAUCCACAUAAACAAUGAAUCGAAUUGAUUAAAAAUCACAACCAGGUUGUAAAAUUGAGUUUUAUCAAAGAAAGUAAAUUUAUUUCGAAAAAAUGUCACCUUUGACAACGUAAAAAUGUGAUGUCAGUAGUAAAAUACUUGUGUUGGUUAUACAGUAGGUUAUGUGGUGAAACAAAUUAGUCGUUAAAAACGUAUUUGCAAUAAUAAUUAAAUAGUUAUGAGCGAUUCUGAUGAUACGGAGGAGUUAUUGUUGAUGACACCACAUAUUGAGGACCAAAUCGAAGUAGUACCGUACUACGAUAUAGUAGACAAACUCAUCACCCAAGUAUCUAAAUUGAAAAGCAGAAUCACUAGUAUCGAAAAUUCAUCUGAUAUCAGUCUGGGAUCCGUGACCAAUUCAAUCGACGCCUUUCUCAACAUGCAGAGCAGCGAUUCUAACAAUGCUUGUAGGAGGUGCUACAGUUACGAAAGUUUACCACAAGGCUCUGACUAUCGAAGGAGCACUGUACCCCCAUGUUUCAGCACACAAAGUACUCCCCAGAAACCAAGAAGCAAACUGAUGCUGAAAUCCUUUCCCAACUCUCCCAAGUACGAUGAAGAGAUUAAACUGUUCAAGAAACCUUACAGGAUGGCACCUAAAUCUAAGAUCGUAGAGGGGGAUACGCUUGCCGAAAUAGGGAUAGAUAAACAACCUGUGAUGGAGGAAAAUAAUAUAAUUGAGGAGAUUGAUAAUUUCUUGUCUAACGUUGAGCCGGUUAAAUCAAACACAGCAAGAAGUUUGGAUUUUGCUGGUUGCGAAAAUUCACAUCCAAGUAAGACUGCAGUUGAUGUUCAUCAACUUUUGAAAGAAAUGGACAAACAAGAAGAGAAAAUCAAGAAUAUGUGUGAUAACAAGACCGGAACAAUUUCCUCGAAUUCUUCUGAAAAGAAUACAGGAUACCAAACACCCAUGGAAUGGAGGAAGGGCAUAGAAACGUUCAGUACAUCAUCGACAGAUUCUUCUUCUUUCACUGAUAAAUCUACAGUUCUAUACCAACCAACUGGUAAGAAAACUGAGUCAAUGACGAUAGCAGAAAACGAGAAAAAUCGAGAUCCACCGUUGUAUGGCUAUUUGAAUCAUGCUUUGAUAGAAAAUAACAUCGAAAGAAAAACAUCAAACAACAGUAAUUUGCACACUGAUCGUACGAUGACAGAAAAUUACAGCACAAGUAGCAAUUUCACGAAAAGGAGCAUUUCUUCCCCGCAAUGCGACAUCCAUUCCAACGCCAAAGAAACGCUGACUGUCCAUCAGAAAUUACUGGACCAGACGCACUCCCCAGAAUUCAGCAGUUUCCACGAUCCGACGAGAAAGUUGAUGAGACCAGUGAGCGAUCAGAGGCUCGGCAGCCUCAGUCUGAUCAACCUCUGGAAGAACGAGAAAAAAGAGGUCGAGACGAGCUCAGAUAAAUGCAUACAGAGGCUUCAAGAGGAAAAACUCAGGCGGACUCAUUGCGAAGAACUGAUCCAACAGCUGCAGAAUAAGAUACUUGAACAGCAAGAAAAACUUGCGGUUGCUAUUCAAGUGGACGAAGCCAAAGAUAACGCCAUUUUAAAGUUUCACGACGCUUGGGAAAAGGCCUCGGUGAAGUUUAAAAUGGUGGUUAGAGAGAGGGAUCAGUUGGAGAAGGAUGUCGAAAGACUGGCCAUCCAGAAUAAGAAGGUAGCCGAAGAGAGCGAGGAGAGAAUCGAAUUCCACAGGAACGAAACGAAACAAGCCCUGAACAUUGUGCACGAAUGUAAGACGAAACUGGAACAGUUGGACAAGAAGUUUGAGGAGUUGAGAGUAGAGAACGAAGCGUUGAAGUGCGCAAAUAGAGAAUUGGAAGAGAGGCUGUCCAGUGAGGGAGAGAAAAAUAAUCAGUUGUCUAAUAUAUUGGCUAACAAAGAGUUGGAAUUGAAUGAGUCGAAGAAUAUUCUAUUGCAUGCCAAAAAAGAGGUCUCCCAGUGCCAAGCAGCCGUCGAGAUGUGCCAAAAAGAUUUCUCAACUAUCAAAACUGAGUACGAUCUGAUACAGGAAGAGAUAAAGGCCGAAAGACAGAACGUAUCUCAGCUGCACGAGCAGAACAAAGUGUUGCACGAAGAACUGGAAGGGAGAAAAAAGAAAGAGGAAUCGCUGAUGGAAAAUCUAGCGGAACUUCAGGCUAAAUUGGACAGCAACAAGAAGGAGCUGAGGAACUUUUACCAGGGCCAGGUGGAACUCUUAGUACAGAACAAGCUCAAGGAGUUUCAGGCGCAGCUGGACGAAGCCGAACAGAAGAUGAAGGAACAGCUCGAGAAGAAGGAAUUGGAGAUCGCCAAGUCUGCAGCCUUGCACAUACAGCAGAUAAACGAUAAAUACACCCUGGAAAUAAACCUGAUCGAGCAGAAGCACCAGGAAGAGAUGCAGCUGAAACAGGUCAAGAUCGCGCAGUUGGAUCAGCGACUCUACGAGAUGCAAACCAACUACGAACGUCAGCAGGACAAGAAGUCGGACCUGCUGAAACAGCUGCAGAAGGUGAUGGAGGCCCAGUGGACCGAAGCGCUGCGUAUACUGAACAACGGAAGGAGUCCGGCGCCGCAAGAAGACAGUUCCAGCACGAUGGAUCAGCUGCAUUCGCUCCAAUCGAAGUCGUAUCAGAACAUGGAGGCGUUGCUGAGUCAGGAGUUCGAGGAUAAGUCCAGAAAUCAGCAUUACGUUCACAACGGGAAGGAAGGUUAUCAUCAGAAUCAACAGUCGGACAAGAGGAACCACCACAGGAAGGAGGGUCACGGACAGAGGAGUUCGGUGGCAUCGAGAAGUAGGGGUGGUAGGCAGCAGGAUGAUGGACAUCUUCAGAGAUACAUCAAUUUGCUACUUCACAAACAGCCUGGCAACCCCGCGGAAAGCAAGGAGAAACAGAGUCCUCAGAAAUACCACAGCGAACAGCCCACAACAGACGCUUCAAUGUGGCAAUCGGCAACGGGAUCGACGCAAUAUGUUCCGGAUCUACUCGAGAAUCAGAACCAGAAGGAAAUCAACAGGAGAAAAACGUCGUGGAAAUGAAAUCCGUCGUAGUUUUGUAAACUUUUAUUAAAUUAUUCAAUGCGA